AUGCUCAACCGCUGGCCCGCUACUGCUUCUGCAUCCACAAGAACAAGGUGUGUUAGUGAUUCACUCGUUAAGCUCACCACCAACGUCACUCACCCCCAACUCGUUUCUCUCAACACCUACAUUGGAAAGUUUACCCACGGCGGAAGCUUCCACCUUACUAUCCAAUCUUUGAGUAUCCUCACGCCCAACGCCAAGCAUAAGAUUUGGCUCAAACCCACCUCCGUGAUGUCGUUUCUAUAUGGCAAUCAUGUUUUAAAAGGUGGGCUGGGGAGGAUUACCGAAAAUAUCACCUCCGAUGGCAAGGUUGAGGUGUUCUCCAUGUCAGAUAUGCCCUUGGAUUUUGGAAUUGCGACCAUGAAUACCCAAGAUUAUAGGAUGUUGGACUCAAAUGGGAUUGUGGUACUGCACCAGGCAGAUAUUGGGGAAGGUUUGAGGAUGGAGGAUGGGCUUUGA
Molecule: messenger RNA, 453 nt
Organism: Carya illinoinensis
Lineage: Eukaryota; Viridiplantae; Streptophyta; Magnoliopsida; Fagales; Juglandaceae
Product: 60S ribosome subunit biogenesis protein NIP7 homolog
Exons: 1
Coding region: 1-453 (150 amino acids)
Biological process (GO): ribosome assembly
Cellular component (GO): nucleus
Molecular function (GO): RNA binding
Source: RefSeq, a predicted model, not a curated record